AUGCCGCUCCCUGAACCAGUUCCUACAGCGUACUCUUCUGAAAAUUGUAGCAUCUGCCUUGAGAAUCUCCAUGUUCCCUCUCGCAAUGAAGUUGGGACUUCUUACAUCAUUGACGAUGUGCAGCUGCAUUGCGGUCCACCUGACUCAGGCCCAGGUCCUCACCACUUUCAUUGGAUUUGCUUAUUGGAAUGGGCAAAGAGCGAUGGUGAUUGGAGCCGGUGUCCUCUAUGUAGGCAGAACACGCUCGAUCGAAACGGAACGUUCGUCGUGGAGGUGCGAAACGAAGGGGGUGUUACUGGAGGUGUAGACAUGGGCGACGUGAUUGACGAGGAGAUAUAUAUGGAUGCAUACCCUCAGGAGCGCUACGAAGAGGCCUUCCUAUCAUGCAUGGCGAUGUCAGAACACGAAGACGCGGAAACCUUGCUCACGGAACGUUCCGUCAACGUGAAUUGCACAUAUAAGCCGGGCGGUCAAACUGCAUUGCAUAUGGCAGCAAUCAAUGGCGAUAUGGACGGUAUCAGGUUUUUGCUGGGUCAUGGAGCAGAUCGGAAUUUCAGAGAUGAUGCGGGCAUGACCCCCUUGGACUUUGCGAGACAAGGAGAGGCAGAUUCUGCGGAGGCGGUCGCGUUCCUCUCCGCCUUUUAA
Molecule: messenger RNA, 645 nt
Organism: Sparassis crispa
Lineage: Eukaryota; Fungi; Basidiomycota; Agaricomycetes; Polyporales; Sparassidaceae
Exons: 2
Coding region: 1-645 (214 amino acids)
Cellular component (GO): cytoplasm; nucleus
Molecular function (GO): protein binding
Source: RefSeq, a predicted model, not a curated record